Ipomoea nil (Japanese morning glory) is the source of this 805-nucleotide messenger RNA. RefSeq lists its product as uncharacterized. The transcript has 6 exons. Gene Ontology annotation, biological process: maturation of SSU-rRNA from tricistronic rRNA transcript (SSU-rRNA, 5.8S rRNA, LSU-rRNA). Gene Ontology annotation, cellular component: nucleolus. NCBI's taxonomy places the organism in Eukaryota, Viridiplantae, Streptophyta, Magnoliopsida, Solanales, Convolvulaceae. The record is from RefSeq and is a predicted model, not a curated record. The coding region runs from base 109 to 495 and encodes 128 amino acids.
ACCUCAAGGGAGUAAGGUCUCGUCGAGCUCGAUUCCAGAGAGUCUGAGGAUCAAUCUACAAAAUGCAUUAAGGAGUAAGGCUAUGAAGAAAUUCGUUGUGAAAUUGAGAUGUUGCAGCAGUUUAGUCAUCCAAAUGUUGUUCAUUACCUUGGGAGCUACCAAGGAGAACUGGAGAAGAGUACCUUUGGGUGUGAACUAGGGCAUUUACCUAAAAUCUUAACAUAUUCUUCAACCGGCUUACUCAUCCGGCUAACGGAAAACUCUCCAUUUUUGACCGGGUCUGCACAUAUGACUUGGAAGGAGAGGAAGGACUUGGAAAACAAAAAAGUGGUUUCUCUUGGGGGAAAGCCGCCAAAGAAGCAGAGACUACCACUCAGUGUGGCUCGAGUGAUGAUGAAGAAACAGAAAGAGAGGGAGCAAAAAGAGUUAGAAGAGAGUUUAAUACUAAGGCGAUUUGGGGUAAAUUAUGGCUCUAGCUCUAGAAGAGUUGCUUAAAGGCGCAACCCAGAGGAUAGGGUACUGAAAUCGAGUGAUCGUGAUCCCUUUCUAGACGGACAGAUGGUGGAGGAGUAUACUGUAUACGGCGGUAUUGGUGGCUGGAAUGGCGGUUCCGGCCAUGUGACUUCCAAACCGGAGAGACACUAACGCGAAACAGGCAUAGGGUUCUCCAGAGAACAUUCUCUAUUGCCCUUCAUACUCUAUCUCUUCUUCUUCUUUGCUCAGAAAGCUGUGAUAGUGCGAUUGAUAUGAUCACCAUAAUGUUGAUGAAGAGCAUUACAAGGGAGAUGAAAGAUGUGAAGGAGGG